AUGAAUGAUGCUAGUCGAUGCACCUCAAAUCGUAGAACAAAUGACAGUCAGUGUAAGUUGAUGAUGGCUGACUCUCAGCCACCGCGUAAGUCAUCGUUGAGUAUACAUGACGCCAGGAUUGCUGGUCUGUACGAUCUUGAAGAGACGAUUGGUAGAGGUCAUUUUGCAGUCGUUAAGCUUGCCAGUCAUGUUUUCACGGGUGAAAAGGUGGCCGUGAAAGUAAUCGAUAAAACCAAAUUUGAUGCUAAAAUGGCAUCUCACUUCAUGCAGGAGGUUCGGUGUAUGAAACUGGUUCAACAUCCAAAUAUUGUCCGUCUCUACGAAGUAAUCGAUACAAAUACAAAGUUAUUUCUUAUUCUCGAAUUGGGCGAUUAUGAUAUGUAUGAUUUCAUUAUGAAGAAUGCUGACAAGGUUACAAAUAAUCAUCACUAUAUGGAAAAGUGCUCGAACAAAAAUUUCGCUGACACGAUUCACUUACAGGGUUGUCCAGAAAAUGAGGCACAGCAAUAUUUUUGCCAAAUUAUCAAGGCGAUUGACUACUGUCAUAAAUUACAUGUGCCAGAAAAUGUUGUUUUUUUCGAAAAGCUCGGAAUGGUGAAGUUGACCGAUUUUGGCUUCAGUAACAAAUUCACUCCUGGAGAGCAGUUGGCAACAUCGUGUGGUAGUUUAGCGUACUCGGCUCCGGAAAUUCUCCUUGGAGAUGCUUAUGACGCUCCGGCUGUGGAUGUUUGGUCAUUGGGUGUUAUUCUGUACAUGCUGCUCUGUGGUCGGUUGCCCUUCCAGGAAGCAAACGAUUCAGAAACAUUGACAAAAAUUCUCGAUUGUAAAUAUUCUUUGCCUGAAACACUCUCCGCUCGUGCACGAAAUUUGAUCUCUCGGAUGCUCGUUAAGGAUGCAUCAAAGCGUGCCACAUUACAAGAAUUAGUGGAAAAUCAUUGGGUUGCUGCAGGUGAAAGGGGCUUAGCGCAGGUCUUACCACUGGUGGGUCGAGAUAUUCUGCCUGAGAGUGCACAUGCCACGAUUGUCGAACAAAUGGUCGCUGGUGGAGUGGAUACUGAGGAACACAUUCUCAGGUCAUUAGAGAACGACGAUUAUUCGUACACAACAGCAACAUAUUAUUUAUUGGCCGAACGAGUUUUAUCGUCGUAUCGAGAAGAGCGUGCUAGAGAAGUUCUGUCAUGCAAAAGCAAUGCUUUCAACGAUCUCACUGCAGAAGCAGAUUCUGUGAAUUCCACUGAUGAUGUUCUUGCCACUUUUGAAACCAAUGAACAAGCGUCAAAUAUCGCUGGAGCAAAUACAACAACAGUGCCGUCGACAGCCGCAAUAUCGACACGGUGCAGAAGUCGUUCGAAUUCCUGGAGAGGCUCCACAUCAACUGCUCGACGGUUGUGCACUAUUCUGAAAGAAGAAAGUGAAGAAGAAUUGUCCACUUAUCUUCGUACUUCAUCGCGGCAAUCAUCCAGGUUUAUCGCUACAAAUGGUUUUUUCACUCUCCUAGUCAUGCUCGAUUGUCGAAAUCAGUUGAACGCUUUCUGCAGGAAUUCAUCACCAUCAGUGUCGAUGUUUGCCGGUGUGGCUGGUUCUAGGGAACGGAUAUCUCCACAAGCCAUACAAGAUUUACUCGAACUUUCGCGACUAAGCGUCACAGACGGACGGCGUCGUGCGGUUUCUCCUGACAGUCGACGCAGUAGUCGAAGCCCAAGCCCACCGAGCUCUAGUGGCCGUUCCAGUCCGGCUAUCAGUAUUACUCGUAUGAAGGGGUCAUUGUCUGGCACAGGCGGAAUGCGUAAACUGAGUUCUUCGCCACAUCUGCUUGGUAUAUGUGAGGAGUCUGAAGAAUCUGAGCAACCGUCAGGAAGCCUUGAACUAAGAGAUACGACUGCUAGGCGAAGUGUUUCAAGUGCUUCUGGCUCGUAUAUGUCACAGGCACGUUUCUCCUCCCAACCAAAGUCAGAUGCAUCAACGACAGCAUCUGGAACGAUGCUCACUUACAGCAAGGUACGAAUGAUUCGUCCACGGCAAGCAGUUGUAUCGCCUGAUAUGGCAAGACGUUAUGAAUCGCAUUCGACCCAUCGCUUUGGAAGCACGAGAACACGGCGAAGUACAAGCUGUUCUUCAAGUGAGGCAUCUGAUGAUGACAGUAGUGAAAGACGUAUGAAUUUGCUCGUCUCGAAAUGUUGUCGUUGUUCCACCGAUAAUCCAAAUGAUGAUGAGGAUCCAUCGAAAGAUGGAGGAGGGAACAGUUUCGCGGGUGCUGGUGGCGAUAAUGUGCCUGAUAGCUCCGUAUCGAGUCGUAUUUCUACGGAAGGCAACGCAGCAGUGCAUCCUACUUCAGGUGAUGGAAAUGGUGCAAACAAGUGCAGACGAUGUUUGUCAUUCCAUGAUUAUUCCGUUGAGACAGCAGAAAGCGCAAGACGUCUCGUCUCAACUACACCACUUCAUCCCAUAAUGGAAAUACCACCCACAAUAUUAUCGGGAAAAGUUUUUACGAGGUCAAAAAUUGCUGAAAGAGCUGUGGCAGAUUGGGCAUUUAGUUCACUAACGAGCGAUGAUGUGCUGUUGUCAAAGGCUGAAUGGAUGCAGCAGCAGCGUUGUUGUGUUGUUGGUACACCACCAAGAUAUGGUGGUGGCAGUAAGGCAGUAAUGAGUGCACGCAGUCAUCAUCUGAAUUGUGAUGAACGUUCACUUCGCAAAUCUUUGUCAUUACCAGUCAUCUUCACCUCUUCACAUUAUCAUGUUGGCGAGCAUUUGCAUUGCUCACCAUCUUAUUAUGACGACCCUUCCGAUGAAGAUAUAUUUUCGGAUGAAGAGCUGGAUUCCUCAUUGUGUUGGACAAGCACGGACUCGGGUUGCUCGUCUGAUAGCGAAAUAGGCACACCGGCUUGGCAGCACUUUCCAAAAUCAAACGCUAAACAACAUGCGGCGUACAACGAUGACUAUUUUGUUUCAGUGCCAUUCAACCCGAAAGUUAUCUUCUCUUGA
Messenger RNA from Anisakis simplex (herring worm), 2982 nucleotides. NCBI's taxonomy places the organism in Eukaryota, Metazoa, Nematoda, Chromadorea, Rhabditida, Anisakidae. The record is from the annotation of a GenBank genome assembly.